CUUAGUGGCCAGAGCAGCUGCGCUGCACACUCUCAUCACAGGUUUCGGCUUUGUAAAUUAAUUCAUCUGCAAAUAGUGCAGUGUCUCCAGAUGCAACUUAAACGCUGGAGAGCUGGUUUCUUAAGGAUUUAAGUUUAAAGUCAAAGGCUUCCUGCUCUAGGUGUUACAGAUAAGUAGUGUCGUUUUCUUUUUUUGCUCUGAGUUUGUUCAUCCAAUCAUAUCCCAGUAUGCAAAUAAAGUUUAGCCCUUGCAGAUAAAAAGGAACAAAUAAAGCCAAGUGCUCUAUCAGAACCAAAUUGUCUGUCACCUGUAUUCCAGGAGCUGAACCAGAAAUGUCGUCCUCAGGCAUGCCAGACUUACCUGUUCCACUCACCAAUUUGAAGAUUCAAUAUACUAAGAUCUUCAUAAACAAUGAAUGGCAUGAUUCAGUGAGUGGCAAGAAAUUUCCUGUCUUUAAUCCUGCAACUGAGGAGGUCAUCUGCCAUGUAGAAGAAGGAGAUAAGGAGGAUGUUGAAAUAGCAGUAAAGGCCGCAAGACAGGCUUUUCAGAUCGGCUCUCCAUGGCGUACCAUGGAUGCUUCAGAGAGGGGACGACUGUUAUACAAACUGGCUGAUUUAAUUGAGAGAGAUCGUCUCUUGCUGGCAACAAUGGAAGCAAUGAAUGGUGGAAAACUAUUUUCCAAUGCAUACCUGAUGGAUUUAGGAGGCUGCAUAAAAACAUUACGCUACUGUGCAGGCUGGGCUGACAAGGUCCAGGGCCGUACAAUACCAGCUGAUGGAGACUUUUUUACUUAUACAAGACAUGAACCUGUUGGUGUUUGUGGCCAAAUUAUUCCCUGGAAUUUCCCGUUGGUCAUGCUUAUUUGGAAGAUAGGGCCUGCCCUGAGCUGUGGAAACACAGUAGUUGUCAAACCAGCAGAGCAAACUCCUCUCACUGCACUCCAUGUGGCAUCCUUAAUAAAAGAGGUUGGCAAAUUGAUCAAAGAAGCUGCUGGGAAAAGCAAUCUGAAGAGGGUGACCCUGGAGCUUGGGGGGAAGAGCCCUUGCAUCGUGUUUGCUGAUGCGGACUUGGACAAUGCUGUUGAAUCUGCACACCAGGGGUUAUUCUACCACCAGGGCCAGUGUUGUGUAGCCGCAUCCAGGCUUUUUGUGGAAGAAUCAAUUUAUGAUGAGUUUGUUCGGAGGAGUGUAGAGCGAGCUAAGAAGUAUGUUCUUGGAAAUCCUCUGACUCCAGGAGUAAAUCAAGGCCCUCAGAUUGACAAGGAACAACAUGACAAAAUACUUGAUCUCAUUGAGAGUGGGAAGAAAGAAGGGGCCAAACUGGAAUGUGGUGGAGGCCCAUGGGGGAACAAAGGCUACUUUAUCCAGCCCACGGUUUUCUCUAAUGUUACAGACGACAUGCGCAUCGCCAAAGAGGAGAUAUUUGGACCAGUGCAGCAAAUCAUGAAGUUUAAAUCUUUAGAUGACGUGAUCAAGAGAGCAAACACUACUCACUAUGGGUUAGCAGCAGGAAUCUUUACCAAAGACCUGGAUAAAGCCAUCACAGUGUCCUCUGCUCUGCAGGCCGGGACAGUGUGGGUGAAUUGCUAUAGCAUGGUGUCUGCCCAGUGCCCCUUUGGUGGCUUUAAGAUGUCUGGAAAUGGACGAGAACUGGGAGAAUAUGGUCUCCAUGAAUAUACAGAGGUCAAGACAGUCACCAUGAAAAUCUCUCAGAAGAACUCAUAAAGAAACUACAAGAGUGGAGAGAAAUUCUUCAAUGGCUAAGCAUCUCCUAUAGUCACUAGCAGAGUGGGUUUUUCAACACAAAAUUGUUCUUUUUGUGAUUUGCUUAAAACGUAAGCUAAUUAAAUGAGUGUUAAUAUUAUCUAUAGAAAACUUGACAUGUAGCUUAUUCUGAGUCAUUUGCCUUCUGAUAUGUGACCCCAAGUCCUAUCCUAAAUAAAAAAGAUGGAUUUGGAUGUAAAAUCUUUGAAACUCUGUUAUAGUCCUGUGCUUUUCUUUGUAGCUACCUGUCCAGGAUAAUCAUUUCAUAGAAGAGGACCAGUUGUCAUUUAGCUUCUUUCCCUUAAUGACUCCUUGAAGUACUUAACAUACAUGUUAACUGCAGAGUAAGUUGCUCUGUUCCCAGUAGUUAUGAAGUCCUUGGGGUGUCUUGAAAUGUUUCCUAGAUCUAUGUGUGCUUGUCAAAUGAAGUAAUGCCUGAAAUACUUAGCUGUAAGCUGAAUAUGAAGCUUAAUAAAAGCAACCUUGCAUGAC
This is a messenger RNA of Microcebus murinus (gray mouse lemur), 2255 nucleotides long. The record is from RefSeq and is a predicted model, not a curated record. NCBI's taxonomy places the organism in Eukaryota, Metazoa, Chordata, Mammalia, Primates, Cheirogaleidae.